CAAUAACAACAACGUCCACAGCAGCAGCAACAACGAUCUGUGUGUGUAUUCGACUCUGUGUGGUUUGGCGCAAUUGGUGAACGGUGAAAACGGGAGUGUAGCUAAAGUGAUCAGGGGGUCGAUUCCUUGUUGGUCGGCCUUUGCUAUAGGACACAGCAAUUUCGUCUUUAUACAACGUCGAAGACGGCGCCGCCGCCGCCGCCGCCGCUUUGGAAGCACACGCAUCAGCAAAAGUGCUACUAGGCCAUAGUCGAGAUAUUGAAUUGCUGUGCUUCUUUUUUCCUUCACGAAGUGCUUGUGACUAACGACGCCGCCGCUAUUGCACUUCAGGGCCACCUGCACAACGCACCACUGCGAACUUUCACGUAUGACUGGCUUGGUUGUUUGUUAGCUGCAUAUACGAGUUGAUUUUGUGGUCGGCUUUUUCAAAGGGACGGGGGAUACUUGGGUUGGAAGGAAAGUCACAUUCUUCCCGUUGGCUUCCAGUGAUUUUUCACUUUCUCGCUGUCUUUCAUCGUUCCCCCUAAAUAAAUAGCCCAAAUGGCGGCGGUAACGACGAAGACUGAAAUGAUCCCAGGAACGGGAAACAGAAGCAAGGUAAAGAAGGUAUUUAUUUUUCGUGUGGUCCGCGGCCCGUUUGAGGAAGAGUUCUACCAGUGUGUCACGUAUGGCUUCUAUACGGCCCCUUGGCAAGAGCAACUUUACACAUCGACCUCGCUGAUUCUCAUGUUCAUGCUUCCAUUAACGACGCUGGUGGCCACGUAUGCCGCCACGUUCCAUACCAUUGCAAAUCUUCCGCCACUUCCAGGGGCAAUCGUCAGUUCUAAAGCGAGCGAGAGAGGCAUUAUUGUGACAUCACGUCCCAAUGGAUUAGUCCAGAGCAGUUCCCCUUGCGAAGGCCAUUCCAUGGAAGCAACGCGGCGUCGUCUUCUGGCAAAAGCGAAAAGAAAAUCGCUCAUGAUCACUAUCGUUAUUGUGGCAACGUUCGUCAUAUGCUGGACCCCGUACUAUGCCAUGAUGGUUAUCUUUAUUUUCAAUCUCGACCCAGACCAGCGAAUCACGGGCGAAUUGAGCUCUGCAAUAUUUUUCUUCGGGAGUUCAACUGCAAUGAUUAACCCUGUCAUCUACGGCGCCUUCCACCUACGGCGGCCUUCGCUUCGGAGACGCCCACAUAGGACACAAACAAUGACAUCGCACAUUAUUGCCAAUGGCAACCUUCCACCGAUGGGUGCUCAGGAAAACGCCUGUAUCAAUAAUGAGCUGAAAAACAACCUUUCUGUCCAAAGUGUAGAACCGGCUCAUAUGUCUCGGUGAAUAUUCCGACGCAGUUUAACGACGCGAAAAUUUUGUCUUCAUUAAUAUGCUAUGGCGGACCAUGCAAACAAAGCAAUG
Molecule: messenger RNA, 1392 nt
Organism: Varroa destructor (honeybee mite)
Lineage: Eukaryota; Metazoa; Arthropoda; Arachnida; Mesostigmata; Varroidae
Product: gonadotropin-releasing hormone receptor-like
Biological process (GO): G protein-coupled receptor signaling pathway; cellular response to hormone stimulus
Cellular component (GO): plasma membrane
Molecular function (GO): peptide binding; G protein-coupled receptor activity
Source: RefSeq, a predicted model, not a curated record